Messenger RNA from Zingiber officinale, 894 nucleotides. RefSeq names its product subtilisin-like protease 4. The transcript is spliced from 2 exons. The coding region runs from base 1 to 894 and encodes 297 amino acids. The record is from RefSeq and is a predicted model, not a curated record. Gene Ontology annotation, biological process: proteolysis. Gene Ontology annotation, molecular function: serine-type endopeptidase activity. Lineage: Eukaryota; Viridiplantae; Streptophyta; Magnoliopsida; Zingiberales; Zingiberaceae.
AUGGACAAUGAGUUCUUAGCCACCAUAAAGCUCGACAACAGCAAUGAGUUCCACGGCGAGAACAUCUACCAGCCACAGGGAUUCUCAUCGAAGAAGUAUCCUUUCAUGUUCCUUGGUGGCGCUUCCACCUUAUGUCUCAAUGGUUCCCUUAACGAUAUCGACAUGAAGGGAAAGAUUGUGCUCUAUGACCAUGGCAUCAACGAGCGGAUCAAGAAGGGGGAAAUCGUCAAGCAAGCCGAUGGCGCCGGCAUAGUGCUUAUCAAUGCACCAAAAGACGGUUAUAGCAUUAUUGCCGAUCACCACGCAUUGCCGGCGUUGCACAUUCCCUACGCCUUUAGACCUAAGAUCAAGGCUUACAUCAACUCAUCCACGUCCUCCCAACGACCACCAUCAUCUUCAAAGGCACCAUUACCCAUGUGCCCCACUCUCCGCAUCGCCACCCUCAUCAAGAAAGUCCAUCCCGAUUGGUCGCCCACAACUAUCAAAUCCACCAUAAUGAUGACGACCUACGUAAAAGAUAACACCAACAAGCCCAUCUCUAACGAGAGGAACCUUCCAACCGACCUCAUCGCGGUGGGAGCCAACCACGUCAUGCCUCUAAAUGUCCUUGACCCAGAACUCAUCUAUGACAUCUCUCCAAUGGACUAUUAUCCAUACUAUGCGGCCUUUGUCUACAAUGUCUCUGAUGUGAGGUUCAUCAUCCACCAGAAAAUCAAUUGCUCGUCGAUCAAGAGCAUCCCAGAAGGAGAGCUCAACUAUCUUUCCACCAUCGCCCGAUUGUCGGCAAAUAAGGCAAGGGCAGUGACCUUCACGAGGACCGUGGCCAACAUCGGUGAGGUAGCAGAAACUUAUUACGCAAAGUUGGGCGUGCCAGAGUGGUUUCUGCACAUGUAG